ACCAAUCGUCUUCCCGUCGAAAAACAAUUCUGCAACUUCUGCAGACAUGGCUGUGUUGAGCAAAAUACCACACAGUUGCUAUGAAAUUGGUCAUACAUGGAAUCCGUCUUGUGUGCAGUCUGCAUUGGAAGUAACACGGGGGGCACUGGAGGUGUCUUUUAAGAUUUAUGCUCCGCUUUAUCUGAUAGCAGCAAUUUUAAGGAAAAGGAAUAAGGAUUACUACAAAAAACGACUCGUUCCUGAGAUCCUUUUAUCUACCACCUUCCUUGGGGCUAAUGGAGGACUUUACAUUGUUUUCUUCUGCAUUCUCAGGAAACUCUUGGGAGGGUUCAACUCAUGGUCUGCGGGCUUUGGAGCAGCUCUUCCUGCCUCCUAUAUUGCUAUUCUCAUCGAGCGCAAGAGCAGGAGAGGGCUCCUGACAAUUUACAUGACCAAUCUGGCCACGGAGACCCUGUUCCGCAUGGCAGUGACGCGUGGCAUCAUCAACCCACUCAAACAUGGAGAGGUGCUGCUGUUUUGCAUCACUGCAUCCCUCUACAUGUUCUUCUUCAGGUGUAAAGAUGGUCUCAAUGGCUUUGCGUUCUCUGCACUGAAGUUCAUCGCUGGGAAGGAAGAGAUUCCAAAUCACGCCUUAGUAGGGCCGUCUGAGCAGGACUCCCACACGCCCGUGGAGAGCCCCACCACCACCGCCGCUGCGGCGGCUGCUGCUGCUGCUAUAGAGAGUGCACCUCCAGGCCGCCCGGGCUCAGGCCGGCCUGGCCUGCUGGCCUAUAUCCGACGGCUGCUGGAAUCAGUAUGCAAGCGUGGACCUAGACAUCGAUGUUGUAGACAUUACCAUGACAACUGUGUGUCCUACUGUGUUAAAGGGUUUGUUAGGAUGUUCAGCGUGGGAUACCUGAUCCAGUGUUGCCUCAAAGUGCCGUCGGCCUUCAGACAGAUGUUCUCCAAGCCGUCCCGCCUUCUCUCCUUACUCUACAACAAGGACAACUUCCAGCUGGGGGCCUUCCUGGGCUCCUUCGUCAGUAUUUACAAGGGAACAAGCUGCCUUCUGCGCUGGGUGCGGGAUGUGGAUGACGAGUUCCAUGCACUCAUAGCUGGUUUCCUGGCUGGCACGUCAAUGUUCUUCUACAAAAGCACUUCAAUAUCCAUGUACCUCUUCUCGAAGCUUGUGGAGACCAUGUACUUCAAAGGCAUCGAGGCUGGCCGCUUUCCUUACUUUCCUCAUGCAGAUACAGUCCUCUACGCCAUCUCUACAGCCAUCUGCUUUCAGGCUGCUGUGAUGGAAGUCCAGAACCUCAGGCCUUCAUAUUGGAAGUUCCUUUUGCGGUUGACCCAGGGCAGGUUCGCCAUGAUGAACAGGCAGGUGCUGGAUGUGUUUGGCACCCAGGCCUCAAAGGACUUUGGAGGAGUCAUUCCCAAGCUGAACCCCCUUCACAUCACAACGCUGCUGCCGUCGGGGGGUGACACUACUCUGGGCUGAUAUGGGGGAGGCGUGCUAAGGUCUUAGCGGGCUGAGGGAGAGCAGGGAGUUUUGAUCACCAAAAACCUUUUAGCACUUCCUCCAAACACAGAGCUGGUCUGUUCUUGCAGGCCAACACAGCAGCUGUUGAAAGGAAGAGCUGUUGUGUAGUGAAAAUAAGGAUUGAGGUGUGCGUAACCAGCUCUCUAUAUUGUCGUGGAGUACACAGACUUUUACAUAUAGUGUGAUUGAAGAUGUUUCUAUGAAUCUAUAAAUAGAUCAAACAGCAAAAAAUAUUGAAUGGCUGAAUAGGUUUAAAAAUAAUUCAGGUGGUUGAUUGCCAGUGAGUCUUGUUUGUGUUGGAUAAAAGAUCACAAGUGGAUAAGUUUGUAGCAUUUAUCAUAAAGCACUUAUUGCUUGACUGAAAUACUUGAACUACAUCAUGUUUAUUGAUGCAGUGGUAGGGCGAUACAAACACAUUUAUUGAAGACUGCUUGAAUCCAUAAAAUUAGUGAUAGAUUUUAGUAAAAAAACUUUUAAGAAUUGUUUUGGUUUGUUUACCUUGUCGAGACAGACCUCAGUGUAGUCUCGAGGUAGUAUGAUGUAAUACUUCUCUGCAGAAGAUCACUUGCAACCAUUUUAAUUUGUAUUCAUUCAAAUUUUUGAUCAUGAUUUGUUGUAAAAGUGUUGAGUUAAAAUCUUCACAAUGACAUUUAACUUGAUUAUAAAAGUGUAAUUUAUCUUUUAUAAACACAUCUUACAACUAAUACCUUUUUGAAGUACAUACAUUACAACUUAUUUUUUGUAAUUCCAUUUUUUCAAAUACAAGUCGUAUUUGUACAGUUUACAAGACAACCAUUGUAUGGAUUUACAUUCAUAGCAGAAUUUAAAUAGUAUUUGUAAUUUAGGGUCACAAUGCAAUUUUCUGUGAUUUCUGUUCAGGCACGUAGGUUUUAUACCAAAUCAGAACAGCUAUAGCAGUACCAGUAGAUCUGGCAACAAAUACACUCUGACCAAGGAGAAAGUCAUCGACACUAAAAACAGUUCUAAAUCCUAUACAAUAAUUGUUGUGUGUAUGAUCGGUAUAAAUGCCUAUAAAAUCUGUGAAUUUAAAUAAAUAUUUUAGCCUCUCUUUA
Messenger RNA from Gadus macrocephalus (Pacific cod), 2595 nucleotides. RefSeq names its product transmembrane protein 135 (gene tmem135). Bases 47 to 1480 code for a protein of 477 amino acids. Lineage: Eukaryota; Metazoa; Chordata; Actinopteri; Gadiformes; Gadidae. The record is from RefSeq and is a predicted model, not a curated record. The transcript has 15 exons.